This is a messenger RNA of Panicum virgatum (switchgrass), 1092 nucleotides long. RefSeq names its product SKP1-like protein 1. The coding region runs from base 92 to 811 and encodes 239 amino acids. Gene Ontology annotation, molecular function: cullin family protein binding. The transcript has a single exon. NCBI's taxonomy places the organism in Eukaryota, Viridiplantae, Streptophyta, Magnoliopsida, Poales, Poaceae. Gene Ontology annotation, cellular component: nucleus; cytoplasm. Gene Ontology annotation, biological process: SCF-dependent proteasomal ubiquitin-dependent protein catabolic process. The record is from RefSeq and is a predicted model, not a curated record.
UCCAGGCUUCCAGCCGUGCCCAGAUCAAUCACUAGACGCCGUGAGAGCGCCUUAGCGAAGCGAGGGUUUCGUCCUUGAGCGCGUGAGAGCGAUGGCGGUGGGGAAGAGAGAGACGGGAGCGGCGGAGGUGGUGGAGAAGGGAGGGUCGGCAGCGAUGGCGGCGGGGAAGGGAGAGAGCGGAUCUACGGUGCUGGAGAAGGGAGAGAAGGGAUCGGUGGUGGCGGAGAAGGGAUCGGUGGUGGAGAAGGGAGAGAUGGGUCCGACGGUGGCGGAGAAGGGGAAGGGAGUGGCGGAGGAGGCGGGGAAGGAGGCGGCCGACGGGGAUAUGAUCACCCUGGAGAGCGCGGAUGGGAAGGCGUUCGAGGUUUCGAAGGAGGCGGCGGCGCGGCUGUCGAAGCUCCUCGCCCAGAAGAUGAUCGACGGCGGCUGCGGUGGCGGCUGCAUCAAGCUCGAGAAGAUCGGCUCCGAGACCCUCGAGAAGGUGGUGGACUACUGCAACAAGCACGCCGACCCCGUCCCCAGCGCCGCGUCCAGCAGCAGCUUCCUCGCCGCGCCAUCCAAGGAGCUGGAGGAUUGGGACCGCAAGCUCGUCGACUGCCUCAGCCAGGAAGCCCUCUUCAACCUCACCGCGGCCUCCGACUCCCUCAUCAUGGACGGGCUCCUCGACGUCACCUGCCGCCAGAUCGCCGACAUGAUGAAGGGCAAGACCAUCGCUGAGAUCCGCAAGAUGUUCAACAUCAAGAAUGACUUCACAGAGGAGCAGGAGGAGGAGAUUCGCCGGGAGCACGCCUGGGCCUUCGGCGACGCCUAGGAGCCUUCGGGUCUCCACUUCACGCUGCGCUAACAUCUCGCUGGAUUUGCCGGCCUAGCGGUUCCGUUCUACUGUCCUUUCUUAGUUGCUUACAUCGUGCGGUGGUUCACGACUUGCUUCUUACUAGUAGUAGUUCAUAGUUGUCGGAUUCAGGCCAAGUAUUCGGUAGUAGCAUGGUCAGUUCAUCCUGUCGAAGAAAAACAGAAUCGAAUGUGUGGUGGAAGUUUUGAACUGCUUGCAUGAAGUGAUGAAUGAAUAUCAACAUCCUGAAUUGCCCGUCA